Molecule: messenger RNA, 522 nt
Organism: Neospora caninum
Lineage: Eukaryota; Apicomplexa; Conoidasida; Eucoccidiorida; Sarcocystidae
Exons: 5
Coding region: 1-522 (173 amino acids)
Source: RefSeq, a predicted model, not a curated record
AUGUGGAAAAGUGCCUGUGUCCUCGUUUUUUUAUGGGCAGCGGUUGGGGGUGCUGCCGACCAGAGACUUGAGUUUAACCCAGGGGAACUCGCGGCUUACCUAGCUCAAAAAGCAGGGCUGAAGCUGUCAACGCUCGUAACCAUGGAUCAUCUGAACGUGGAUCCACGCGAAGUGUACAUCCUCCCCCGACCACCGAAAAUUGAGGACGGCCUCAGCGCCCUACAGGGAUGGCCGUUGACACGCAUGCCAAAGCCCUACGACUCAGGGAUUGACAACUCGUCGAUCGAGGGUUAUAGGCAAGCGCAACUACGGGUGGCUCAAGCAAAGGCUGAGCUAGGCAUUGGAGAAGUGCCACGUGCGCACCCCGUGCAUCAAGCAAGUGAACUCAAGGGUGUUGAGAUACAAUCGUUCGAGGAGGUUCCCGCACAAUACCAGUCCUUCAUUUACGUCAUUCCGCAGUCCAUAGUGCACAUAGCUCUAGUGAGUUCGGCCACACCAACGACGCAGGACACGAUUCUGUAG